UGUAGACUGUACUCAAGACUAGUCCUCCUAGUCUGUGAUGACUGUUGGAGUGCUAUUAGAACUUUUAGCUCUUCCAAUUUUAUAUUUUUGAAUAAUUUUUGCAAUCUCAUUUAGAAAAGUGCAGAAUAUUGUGCGAAAUUAAGUUGCUAACAAUGUCUUAUUCAAAUAAGUAUACACUAGCGGCGCUCCCUAGGACUCAGCGGGGCACACCACUGGUACUUGGGGGGGAUCCCAAAGGAAUUAAUUUCUUGUACAGUAACGGGAACUCGGUAAUAAUUCGCAAUAUAGAAAACCCGGCGAUUGCAGAUGUGUAUACCGAGCACUCUUGCCAAGUCAAUGUUGCUAAAUACUCUCCAAGUGGAUUCUAUAUAGCUUCCGGAGACGUAUCCGGCAAAAUUCGUAUCUGGGAUACAGUAAACAAGGAGCAUAUCCUUAAGAAUGAGUUUCAACCAAUUGGAGGUCCUAUCAAGGACAUCGCUUGGAGCUCAGACAACCAAAGGAUGGUUGCCGUUGGCGAGGGUAGAGAGAGAUUCGGUCACGUGUUUAUGGCGGAAACGGGGACAUCGGUAGGCGAGAUCAGCGGCCAAUCAAAGGCCAUCAAUUCGGUCGACUUCCGGCCAGCCCGGCCCUUCCGCAUUGUUACGGCUUCCGAGGACAACACGCUAGGUGUAUUUGAGGGACCGCCCUUCAAGUUCAAAUGUACAAAACAGGAGCAUACUCGUUUCGCCCAAGCAGUGCGGUACAGUCCUGAUGGAAAGCUGUUUGCCUCAGCUGGCUUUGAUGGGAAGAUAUUCCUCUUUGAUGGACAGACUUCGGAGCUGAAGGGUGAAAUUGGUUCCCCAGCCCACAAGGGUGGUGUAUAUGGAAUAUCCUGGUCUCCUGAUGGUAAACAGCUGUUAUCCUGCUCUGGAGAUAAGACUUGUGCCAUCUGGGAUGUGGAGACCAUGCAAAGGGCCGUUCUCUUCCCCAUGGGUACUGCUGUUGAAAAUCAACAGGUAUCUUGUCUAUGGCAAGGCAAGCAUCUCCUAACUGUGUCCCUUUCUGGGGACAUCAGUUACUUGGACAUUGAUAACCCUGAGACUCCCCUCCGAGUCAUAACAGGUCAUAACAAGCCAAUCACCUGUCUCUGCUUGUCUUUGGACCGGAAGAGGCUGUAUACAGCUAGUCACGAUGGAGCGGUGUCUCAUUGGGAUGUAAGCAAUGGUGUCGGUGGUAAGGUGCUAGGUACCGGCCACGGUAACCAAGUGAAUGGAAUGCGUAUGACGAAUAACGGGGCGUUAUUGACUUGUGGAAUCGAUGAUACGCUGCGCAGGAUUGACGUGCAGGCGGAAGUUUCAGGGGAUUCCCCAUCAUACUCCGACCAAGCAGUGACUCUUGGAGCACAGCCACGUGCUUUGGACCAAUUAUUGGACGAUGAUAUAACUAUCGUUGCUACUGUAAAGGAGCUUAUUGUCCUGUCGGGUGGUGCAAAGAAAUCGAGUGUGCCGAUAAAAUACGAGCCAUCAUGCGUUACAAUCAACCAUCAGAAUAAACAUGUAGCAGUUGGAGGUGAUGAUAGCAAAGUGCAUAUCUACACUCUGGAGGGAACGAAUUUGUCUCCCAAGACUGAGUUAGUGCACCUCGGUGCUGUGAGUGACGCCCGCUACAGCCCUGACUGCAAGUACCUCGUCGCAUGCGAUGCUAACCGGAAGCUUAUCUUGUAUGAUGAGGAAUAUAAGUUGGCCCAUAAUAAAGAGUGGGGUUUCCAUACGGCUCGUGUAAACUGUGUUUCUUGGAGUCCUGAUAGCUCCAGGGUCGUGUCUGGUUCCUUGGACACUAGUCUUAUUGUAUGGAGCCUCGCGCAACCGAACAAACACUUAACUAUUAAAAAUGCGCACCCACAGAGUCAAAUUACAGGCGCGGUUUGGAUUGACAAUGAGACGAUAGCGUCUGUGGGACAGGACGCAAACACACGCAUUUGGACGGUGCCUAGCGCUUAGUUUUAUAAUGCCACAACGAUAUAUAUUGCGGUGGUUAAAUCCGAUGCAUGUUGAUUUAACCGUUACCGGGCCAGACAAGUAUCUGGCGUCAAUUGUAAGACAGUUUAAAUACUGUAUAACAGCGUACAGAGAUGUACUUUGGGGGCCCCAUGCUUUUAAGGCGCCCUAUUAAGGAGCCGUUCAUAAAAUACGUCACACUGAAAUCAGCUUUUUUUGACCCCCUCCCCCCCAUUGUCACGCUGUGUCACACUUUUUGUGACCCCCCCUAGAAAUAUUUCGUCACAAAAACUAAGACCCCCCCCCCCCUACUGAGUAUGAUAAAUUCUAGAGAAAUAGUAUUUUCAUUUGUUACUGAAUCGAGAGCGCAGGGUACGUGGAAACGUUACUCUCUCAAGUAUUGGAAAAACAAAGAAACCCGUUGUCAGCGCUCAUGUAAUGUAAUAAACGGCGAACGUCACGCUGCCCUAUACCCCCCUCCCCCUUGUCACAUCUUGUCACACUCGGCCAGACCCCUCCCCCCCUUGUAUGCGAACGUAGUUUAUGAACGGCCCCUAAUAUAUAUAAAAGUUUUAUUAAGUCCAUUUUUGGAAAUAUUUUUUUUAAGCUUAAUAUUUUUGGUACUUGAACAGAAAAUGGCGAGCAUAGAUGGACUUGCCAAAUUUGUUUUUGAACUAAAUCUUUAAUAAUACAAACAGUACUAAGAGUAUUCAUUUGUAUGUAUUUAUAACAAAGAGUUCUAUCCUUAAAAUGUAACUAACGUAUUUAUUUAGCUUCUAAGAUUUUAUAGGAAUACUCUGAACUGCAUUUCUAAUGAAAUUAUAUUUAUUGCGUUUAUACUUAGAUCUCAUAGAUUACCGGUAACUUAUAAUUGCGUAUUUUAACCGCAUUAAUAUUUUUCUUUGCACAACACUACAAAAGAUUUUAAAAUUUUAUCAAUCGCAUCGGAAAUUAAAUCUAUAAGUUACCAGUAGUCUCUUCUGCAUAAUAUUGUAGAACUUCAACUAAUUGUGUGCAACGCAUUUUACGCUUUUUUAACUGAUUGCGUCGAGAAAAAGUGAACAGUAUUUUUAUACUAGCUAAUUUUCUACAGACUUUGUCAUUUUGAUGCGUUUUUCUACUAAUGUAAGGCAGAAAUAAAUUGUGUACACUUGUA
Molecule: messenger RNA, 3132 nt
Organism: Pieris rapae (cabbage white)
Lineage: Eukaryota; Metazoa; Arthropoda; Insecta; Lepidoptera; Pieridae
Gene: flr
Product: actin-interacting protein 1
Exons: 13
Coding region: 153-1979 (608 amino acids)
Biological process (GO): sarcomere organization; actin filament depolymerization; positive regulation of actin filament depolymerization
Cellular component (GO): cortical actin cytoskeleton
Molecular function (GO): actin filament binding
Source: RefSeq, a predicted model, not a curated record